ACCGCGAUGUCUUGCACGGGCGGCGGAAACGUGCAUGGGGGUCUGGGAUCGGAGCCCCGUCUGUUACGUUGCGAUGGGGGCUCCCCACGCGCACGGUCAACCUGUGCUUUGGCCUUUUCAGAAUAACAAGACUUACGGGAUCAUUUGGGCCGGGAGAGCUGGACUGUCCACAGCCACGUAGGGAAACGUUGCUGCGUUUUGCCGCACCGUGAGCCCCUCUGAAAAAUGGGCACGCACGAUAUUCUGCUAAGCGAACGGGGAGACGUUUUAAGAUGGGAGUUGUCCUUGGUUUCUUCUAACACUUAGUAGAUCUGUUUCAGUCGCUUCUAGGUGCUUCAGCUUGAAGUGCCACGUGAGGCCGGGCGCCAGAGCAGGGUUUUUAUCUAUUUCUUCGUGGGUGUCAGAAAUCUGGCGAAUCUCUGCGACUUACACGGACUAAAAUUGCAAUGAAGUUCAAAUUCAGCAAGUUUUUACUGACGAGUACAAGUUUUGCCAAAGUGUGUAUGUGUGUGUGAGAGAGAGGGAGAUCUGUAUGGGAUCUGUCAGGAGCAGAUGCUGGUGAACUGGGAUGAGGUUACACACUGGAGGGUUUGAUCUCCAGAAGCUGUUUGUCCACUUCUUACCUGAGGGCAGACUGCUGCGGCGGGCAGUGUUAUCUCUGUCUUCAUUUCACCUCCCUCUCUCCUUUCUCAGGAACCCAGGCGAGCGGCUGGAUGUGUCUGUCCGUGCAGGGAGUUCUGCACUCGUUGCGUUUGCGUGAUGAUCGCGUUCCAAACAAUGAAUUAAAAGCUGUGUUUGGACAGCUUAAAAUUGGCAGUUAAAUGAUAGGCGAGUGUGAGUGUUGGUGAGUGGUGCUAAAGGAAUAGCCCUGGCAAGUGACAGCAGCUUGUAAAGCAGUCUGAGUGCAGACAACGUCAGAAUAAACUCAUUCCUCGUAGCGUCCCGCUGCUCUGCCCUGCGGCGUCCUGCUUACGGCAGGGAUGAGAAGUGAAGUUCAGGCUGAUGCCUGCUGAGUUGUGUUGAGGGGGAUGUUGUGCGAGGGGCACUAGGAGCUGUCGGUUCAGUUCAUGUGGGCUGCCAAGCAGCCCCCAGAUGGUUGUGACUUGAGCUGUUUUGUCGUGGGUUUUAGUUCAAUCCAUUUUGGGGGGGAGUUCACCCUGUAGCACAUCCUUUUGUUUUCCAAGUUAUCAGACCUGUGCACAUGUGUGUGUGCAGGGAUGAGAUAUGUGUGCGUGCGUGUGUGUGUGCAGGGAUGAGAGCAGGUAGAUUUGAAUGAGAGGUUUGCCCUUAUUAAAGCUUCCUGUGUAAACUCAACUUGACUUCCCAGAGAUACUUAAUUUUAAAAAAAGAAAAUGGCCCUACUUCUGGUAGAAUUAAAGUUUCUCAUUGAUGUUGUUCAGUCUGAUCCUUUGUGUGCCUUAAUUUUGUGUCUAAGCUGCCGGUUUCAGCUUGCUUCCUGUGUAAGCCAAGGUUUUAUUUGGUAGCGCUUAGGUAAAAUUGUUUCAACUCCUCGCAAUGUGCAGAAACCACAGAAGAUCAAGAAAGUUUGUCUCUGAACCAGUUAGUCAUCCUGCCACCCUGCCCUGCCUUCAGGAGAAGAGAAUAUCUUUGUAUGCAUGAUGUACAGAGCAACUGGACCCCAGUUUUGACAGAUACUUCUGGAUACUAUUGCAUAUUAAUUAUAAUUAGCAUCUGAAAAUAAAUGAUGAAGAAAUAGGCCAAGUGACUCCACUACCCACAAGACAGCCUUCGUGAUGACUUCUAGCCACUGCUGACUUUGGAUGAGUUGGGGUUGGUUACGCAGCAGUUAACAGUUCCAGAUUGUCUAUGCAGAAAGGCCUCUAACUGACAACCACAGAUCAUUGGCCUCGUAUGGCUUGAAAGAUGGGGAUGUGGUGAUUUUACGACAGAAGGAAAAUGUAGAGCCACGGCCUCCUGGCAAUUUUCCAGGUCUGCCCAGGAUAGACUUCAGCAGCAUUGCAGUACCUGGAAUGUCAACUCAGCAGCCUCAGCAACCAGCACAGCAUCUGCGCUCGUCACCACCUGAAGCACCUUCCUUCCCUCAGGGCUUGGACAAUCCAGCACUAUUGCGCGACAUGUUGCUUGCCAAUCCUCACGAGCUGUCCCUGCUGAAAGAGCGCAAUCCACCUCUGGCAGAGGCCCUGCUCAGUGGAGACCUGGAGAAGUUUACCAAGGUGCUUGUGGAGCAGCAGCAGGAUCGAGCCCGGCGGGAGCAGGAAAGGAUCCGUCUGUUUUCAGCUGACCCUUUUGAUCUAGAGGCUCAGGCCAAGAUAGAAGAAGAUAUAAGGCAACAAAAUAUUGAAGAGAAUAUGACGAUAGCCAUGGAAGAGGCCCCAGAGAGCUUUGGCCAAGUGGUGAUGCUCUAUAUCAACUGCAAAGUCAAUGGACAUCCAGUGAAAGCCUUUGUUGACUCAGGUGCCCAGAUGACCAUUAUGAGCCAAGCUUGUGCUGAAAGGUGUAACAUAAUGAGGCUAGUAGACCGGCGGUGGGCAGGAAUUGCAAAGGGUGUUGGCACACAGAAAAUCAUUGGCAGGGUGCACCUCGCUCAGGUUCAGAUUGAAGGGGAUUUCCUCCCGUGUUCUUUCUCGAUCCUUGAAGAGCAGCCGAUGGAUAUGCUUUUAGGACUGGAUAUGCUUAAGAGACACCAGUGUUCCAUUGAUCUCAAGAAGAAUGUCCUAGUGAUUGGCACCACUGGCUCGCAGACACCUUUCCUUCCAGAGGGAGAGCUCCCGGAGUGUGCUAGAUUGGCGUAUGGGGCAGGGAGAGAGGACAUGCGGCCAGAGGAGAUUGCAGACCAAGAACUGGCAGAAGCGCUACAGAAGUCCGUAGAGGAAGCAGCUGCAUCUAGAUGGUACCAAGAAAACCAAGUCAUAGAACCUGGAAGAAGAGAGAGAGAAUUUAGUUCAGCCACAGAGAAUAGUGAUAAAGAAACUACCUCACUGGAAAUGCCAUCGUUACCAACUUCUGAUGGAUUGAAAAAUCCAGUCCAUUCUUCAGGACUAAGGUCCAAGAUCUGUAAUCCCACAAAUCAAUUACUUGACCGCUCUGUCUCCGCCCCUGCUUCAGUUGGCUCACACAAAUCUAGCCUAGCAGAGAAAAUUGAUCCUGGAGCUGUGAAGUCUUUGAAGUCUUCAGCUGAAUGCCAGAUUACCCCAGAAAAAGACCAUUCUCAUCUGUUGCAGAGUCUUGCUGACCAUGCUUCUUCAGCAGACAAUGACCAGCAGACAGGAGAAGCAGCUUGUCAUGGUCCUAAUAUCUCGUCACAGAAUACACUUGAAAAAAUGGUUGCUGCUGAUAGUCUAAAGGAAAAUACUAAAGCACGCGGCCACGAUCUGGACUCUCCUCUAGAGGUGACAAGGGAAGACAUGCCUGAUGCCAAUAUGUGUGCACAGCAGACAGUGCCAGAGUUACCUCUGCCUUCAGAACAACUGGAAUUGAACCAAAUGAAUGAGCUUCCUGUACAUCUGCAGAGAUACGAACCAGUAAAUGAACGACAUCUGGAGAAGCAGAGUGAACCAACUGACCCAGAGUAUCCUUGUAACAUUGGUGGCCUUGAGUUACCUGCUGUGGGGGAGCAGGGCCUUACAAACAUUCAGCCAGAAUCCCUUGCUAACUCUCUUGCUGAGAAAAGAGGACAUGGACUGGAGAAGGUAGGGCUUUCACGUGAGAAAGAAAAUGCCCAAAUGUCAGCAUCCUGUAGCUGUACGCUAACAGAAACCUUCAUGGAAAUAGAUGUAGUUGAGCAGUCUACAAUUGAAGUGCAUGGCUUGUCAAGGGAACACAGUGCUCAAACUAAGAAUAUUAGUGCAUCUGGUCUGAAUAUCGACUGUCCUUUGAUGGAGAUGGAAUCAUCAAAGCAGGAAUCGUCUUUGUCUGAACCGUUGAGUAAUCCAUUUUCCACUAGUGAGUUACUGUCGCCUGAAAGCAACGUUGAAAUGACUGGAACGUGUAAUGAGUUAUCCAACUCGGUGGCUGAGAAGAGCUCUUCCUCCUCUGGCAUUUGUCAACUACACACCGAUCCAGCAGCAUCCGCAGAAGAGCCAUCCUUGUCUUUAGCAUCAGCCUUAAAGGAGCUUCAUGAACUCUUGAUUAUAAAUUGUAAAGGAGAUUCAAAAAUUCUUGCACCAGAAGAGGAUGUCUGUCAGCUGGCAAAGGUCCCUGAAGAGCAGGUACAAUGUGAGGAGCUUUCUAAAGAUGAACAUGGAAACGUGGGUCCAGAUGGACAGGACCUAAACAGCUCCUUUCAUCAGGAGAGGUUUGAACAGAUGAACUCUGAAGGGCCAGCUGAGGAGCCACCUUGUCCUGAUGAAACUGAAAACAUGAGUGUCCAGUUUUUUAAUCCCAGCCAGACAGCUGUUGAGAGAGAUGCUCUAGAGAUACAGAUGUCACCAGGUACAAGCGAUUCUGUCAUUCUGAGCUCAGUUGCGACAUCGAAUCAAGUCCACAUGGAGCAGGCAGAAGUUGGACCUGAACGGUCGUUAAAGGACCAACAUGCAACCGAUCAGACUUUGGAGAAGAAUAAAUCGUUUCCACCGGAGCUCACGGUGGAUGAAGGUGUCCCUCCGAACCUCUUCCCAGGGACGCCUGGAGUAACCGACAGCUCCACAAGUACUGAAGAUCUGAGGCCACCCCAUCAAAUUAUAGAGCCGCCGCCGCGCCCACCCGUCAGCUAUCCAGAACUGAGCUCCAUAGUUCCUCCGCCGUCCCUUUUUCCUGCCGCUGACAUCAAUCAGAUUCUCUGCGCUGGCUUUACCCUGCAGGAAGCUCUCGAGGCUUUGGAACGAGCUGGUGGAAAUGCAGACCUUGCUCUUCUCAGUCUGCUAGCCAAGAAUAUCCGAGUUCCUGCAUAGCCAUGGAAAGGGUGGCCUGACCGGUCUGUUCUUCUAGAGAAUGUACCCGAAUGGUAGAGUAACCUGCAAGCAAAAUGUUGAGCCAGAUUUUUAAACCAACACCAUUUAUUUGCAGCCAAAGUCAUUUAGCUUUUCUGUUUCUCUUGUUAAAUUUGGGCCUUUUAAAACUAACAAAAAAAAAAGUCUUGGCAUUGUGUGGACACGGUAGCUUUUAAGUCUCCUUAAGAUGAUGCAUACUGGAAUAAAAUGUAAUGGUUUUAUUUAAAUGUACAAUUUUAGAAUGAUCUUCAAUAUUAUGAAAUAAAAAGCAGAAGCCAUUGAGAGAACCAUCACCCUGUUCAGCAAAAAGCAGAUUGGGAAAUUAAUUGAAUAUGCAUGUGCGUGCAUCUACAGCCGAAGCAUAGCAUGUGAUGUUACUGAAAGAGAUGCACACAAGCUAGCUAUUCAGUAUGGUGCAGACUGAAACAAAGCUUGUCACAGUGAAGCCUUUUGGAUUUGUACCGGUUAUCACUCUACUGUGCUUUAUAACCUGAUAUUCAUCUGUGAUGCUGACGAACAACUGUUGAAGCUACUAGAGGUGUAUUGAUGUCCACGGGGCUCAGGAUCCAAAAACCUUUGUGCAGGGUGGGGGGGGGGGCGUGUAAACUUGCACUUUUUUUUGUGCGUUGAAAUCUGAAGCCUGGAUUGCCAAAAUAUUUGACGUUAUUGGGCCAGUGUGUUAAAGUUUACAGGGAAAAUACUGAGUUUGGUGCUACCAAAAAUGAGACAAAGCAACUGACCUGAAGUUAUCCUCGUGGAAGAAGUGGAAAGGGAUUAUUUUACCUUUUAGAGGUGUGCCCACCCCAUUUUGCCCCAUGCAAAAGAAAAAGCCCAGCCUUCUUAAACAGAACCCUAAUAAUGAAAUUGCUUAACAAAACAGAUUGCAUCUGUUGCUGUGACUUGUCUCUACCCUACACCUAGUUUCACCCUAGUACCUACAAAGGAAUUUACUGUAACUGUUCAGUGGAUGAAUUCUCUAUGCACUGAGUAGGAACAUGUGAUUAAAGGAAUGAAGAAAUCCGCUUUGCACUAGUUUAUCUCCGCGCUUGAGAGGGAUUGGCCCCUCGACUGUAGAAAUGCUAACUGCAAAAAAACCCUUCUUAGUGGCUUGCAGUGUACUAGUUUAGUACCACUUGAUAGGUGAGGGCUCCCCAAGUCAAGCUGUCAUUAAGGUGAACUCGAACCUAGAGCACUGAUCUGGCUUCUGUAUUACAACCGUUGUUGCCUUUUGGGAAGCCCGCACCAAGAUCUCUGUCUGUGUAGGACCCACUGAGGCUGUGCUGGGGAGGCCCUUUAUUGGGGGAUAAAAUGCUUUCUUGGGCUGAGCUGCUCUUUCUGCUUCUCUACAGAGCCUUAUCGUAUUAUUAGGGAGGGGAAAAGGGAAAAGCAUGAUUAAAACGUGUUACCAAAUUGUAAGUAGAAACUUUGAUUUAGUCCCAUUUGCAGAUCUCCGUGAAGUGGUAGCUUCAUGUAAAAUGUAAUCUUUAACUUCCUGCUUCAAGCAAAACAAGCUGAAGUCAUAAAUCCACAGUGGCUGGACAUCCAUCUUCUCGACACAUUUUGUACUGGGGGGAGGGAGGGUUUGGGGGUCUCAGGCCUGUCCAUGUUUGUUCUUGCUUAGAAUAACUGCAUAUAUGUAUUUGGGGCUUCGAUGGGAGCUGAUUUACAAAAACACGUGUAUUCUGUCGGACUGCAUAGGCUUCUGUGAAUUUCUGAUGUCAGUGAUGAAAGGUUUGACAGGUCUCUUUAGGUACCUAGGUAGUCAAGAAAUCCUUUGGAACAAAUGAAAAGCUUUGAGGAAUCCUGUGAACAGCUAAUAGAUCGUUCACUGAAUUGUGAGUAUGUAACCUAGGCAAAAUCAGUUUAUUUUAGACUCGGUUUGAGUUGAGAUCUUGAAGAAAUGCAGGUGCUUCACAAUGUUUCCCACGCAGAUCAUGACAGUAAGUCCCCGGUAAAAUACUUUGGUAUUCUACAUAGGGCAAGCAUGCCAGAGACCGCAGUACCUCCUGUAGCGUCUCAGACCAUUAUUGCAGAUCUGUCCUAACGCGUGCUCUAAGGGGACGAGAUGCACUGCUACAUCCAUCGCUAUUUGCAUCCGAUUCACUAAGCUGAAAGCAGCAAGUAAGGGCAAAGUUCUUCCGACGCGGUGUCCUCAAACUCGAGAGCUGGGCUCUCCUCCUGUGUAUGUUCAUACAGCCCCCUGGUUUUUGAGUGGGGAGCUCCUUGAGGAGGCUGUCAGCUCCGCUGAAGACACCUCCUGAAGGUCUGCCCUCUUGUGCAUAUCUAGAAGCUGACUUUGCGCUUUAGCACGCAGAUUGAUUUACUGCCAGCUCCUUCGUAUGUCAGACGUGCGUCAUUCAGUGUUAUAAUGGCCCUUUCCCUAUUUGCAUUUUAUUUUUGUAGAAGCAACUGCUAAUAGCUAGAUGAAGUGCGGCUGCUUUGCACCAAAACGGUUAAAGGUUCUGACUUAAUCUUAAGUGGCCACGUUUACUUAGCGAUUGCACAUGCCGACGUUAUGCUAUAGAAGCUUUAGAGCAUCAGCCAAUUUGCUUCAAUACUCAGUUUUAUGCCUUGUCAAAUAUACUGUAGGUUAAGGGAUUUUUUUUUAAUGUUUUUUUUAAUCUGUCUUUCUGCGAAAGCUUUUUUUGAGAAUAGAUGCUAAGUAAGACUGCUAGAAUUUCCUCUGUAGCUUCCUCUAAACUGCUAGAAAAAGACUGAUGGCUAGAAAUGGUUGAGCUUCAAACUGUAAAAUAACCCUACCAAUAUUAACUAAGAUCAGUCCAAGCCUGGUGAUUUAAUCUCUGUUACAUGAAACCCUGCUUUGAGUGAGCAAUGCUACUGAAUUAAAACGGAAUGAUUUGGGGUCUUUAGAAACAAGAUUUGAUAACAAUGGUAAAAUUAAUGUUUUGGAGAUUUCUAGUGUUUUAAAGGCAUGUUGCUCAUCUAGUGGAGUGUAUACGGUCUUCCUUGGGUGCUAAGAACUGUUGUACGCUCUGUUUUAUUGUGUAGUAGGUGCUUUCCCUGUACCCUAGCUCUGUACAAUGUAUUGUGUGGAGUCAGAUGUUGGAUAAUAGUGAGAAGAGAGAUUGCAUAUAUUUGUCAUCUUUAAAGAGAUUUUGUUCCCCCCCCCCAAAAAAAACCACACACACAAAAACCCCCCUGCAGACUUCUUGUCCCUUAAAAGAAGAGCUCACGCGCAAUUUACCAUACAGCUGCCUUCCUCUCCAAAUUGAGAGGGUUAUCAUCCAACCUGCCUAAACAGUUUGAUCUCUUUCUGAAGAUUGAAGUAUCAUAUAUAGUUAAUGCUGCAUACCUUGAACAGGAGAUACAGUGAUGGCGGUACAGUUGUAAAAUCAGAAGCUUAUGCUCAUAUAUAAGUUCAUCUGUUGGAAGGUAAUGAGGAUGGGUGUGGAGAAAAGCCAGUGGGAAAGGUAGAAGUACUUUUUUUGGACUGGAUACCAGCCAGAAGAGUCUGGGCACACUUUGUUGUGACUUGUUUGCUUUUUAAUUCGCACCAAAAAAACUGAACGUUUUCAAAUUGUAAUUCAGCACUCGUUGGUAGCCUUGGCAGGGGCACCAGCCAUUGAAUGGGCCACGAAAGCAAAGACUCUUUCCACAUUAAUUCCGUUUGUAUAGUGCCUUACCUCAAAGGGUCUUGAGAUUGUGCGAUGAUUGAGUUAAAUCUCGCAACACCUUGGUGAAAGAGGAAACAGUUUAUCCUUACCCUGCAAAUAAGGGACAUGUGGCCCCGAGUGCUGUCUGUCUUUCCAGGAUACCAGGAAGUCCCAUAGUAGCCUUUGGCACGUUACUUAACCAGAUCUUCUUAUGCCAUAUGUGAAGGGCGGGGGGAUAUUUCUCCCAUUUAGAGAUGUUAACACUGCCAAAGACUGCAAAGCCCCAUAGAGUUUUUGGAUAUAAAAUGCUGUGGAAGGGAAGAUUAUGAUUUUGAAGGUAGGAUUUGCUGCCUACUGCUCGGUACCUUACAGAAGCAGUGGGCUGGGGGACAAGAAGCUCUCUAUUGGGCUUAGGCUCCAGGGCAUUUGCCUUUUUCUGAUUCUCCCUAUUCCUUUCCCUCUUAGCGCCCAACUCCAGCAGAGAGAGGGACUGUGGUACGGAUAUGCUGGUCUCUGCCUGGCUGUCCUUCAGUCUUUGCACUCCAUUGUUUCCUUCCCUUUCACCUCUCAGUCCCUGGCUUCUCCCUUCCGGUUUGCUGGCUCAAGAGCGUUCUCCGAGGAAGGCUGAAUUCAGAUCAUUGCCUCAAUUCAGGCGAAAAGGGAGAUGGAUGUGGUCACUCCCGAUCUGAAACCCCAGUGCAGGACCACAGCUGGGUCUGACUUGGUUCUCAGGAUGCCAUCCCGAUGAGAGCAGGGGUGCGUCCCUCAACCAGCAUCCCCCCAUCCGUUCCCAGUCUGGAGUUUCUUACAUAUUUUGCCAUAACCUUGUAAAUCUGCCAGUCGUCUCAAUUUUGACCCCCAGAGCCCCUCCUGCUUCAGUCGGAGGAAAACUCUUCAGGAGCUGUCUGGGCUCUCCUAUCCUGAGCUGAGCUGGGGAUACAGCUAGGCCUUGGCACCAUGCACAGAUAUUUAGGCCAGAGUGCCUGCUUGGUUCCUCAGUAAUUGCGUAAAAUACCUAAGUGAUAAAUGAGCCUCGUGCUAAAGCAGGGCUUUUGCUACUCUUCCGACCUUAUACUUGCUUACUCCUUGGCAAACUAGUCAGGACGCUGUGACAGUCUGUCUGGGACUAGACUCACCCAGGAGACCCCUUCCAGCCCUGUGGCCCUAAUUCCAGGUGUCUGUACGGGGCACGUAUCAUUUCUGCUAUUUAUUGGCCCAAAUGAAUUUUCAUUUUUCUAUGGAACAAAGCAACAAUUGAAAGCUGCUUAAUACAAAUUCCAGUGCCUUCGGAAACCUCCCGUGUCCAUGGUCAUUGUUCCCUGGUAUUUCUGCAGCCCUUCUGCUAGUCUGCUUUCCUCUUACCUUCUGCAAUAUGUUCUUUAAAAUAAAAGGGGGGGGGGUGGCAAGAAUACAAGAAUGGCAUUGAAAUAAUUGUCUCACCCCUUAUUUAAUGCUGGAUGCAUAGUGUUAUGACAUUGAAGGGCUCUAGAUCACUUUAGGGGCAAAAUAGCAACACCUAAAGCUGACUUCUGCACAAGAGGAUGGUGAAAGGGAUGUGACCAGGGAAAGGCUGGGUGAGGAGAAUAGGCCUUUGCCUUACUGGGUAGAGCUGAAGCCAUCCAUCUCAUGGGCAGUCGAUGCUUUUGAUCCAGAGCGCUCCUUGCUUACAGAAAGAACAGUUUUAAGACAAAACAUCAGCCUGCGAGGCAGGGAUCCUUCGGUCACUUCCCUCUAGGUUGGAGCAGGAUUUACUAAGCCUGUAAAGCCGAGACGCCAACAACCCGCUUGGCUUGCGGAAAAGACUGUCAGCAUAUUCAUAAAGGGAGGACUUUGCUAUUCAUUAGCAGAUGCUUCCAAGAAGCACUUCUGCCGAUGAAAAGUCGACCAGUUCGAUACUUGCCUACCUUUUCAUCAGCCCCAAAAGAUGUGGCAGUGACCCGUGGCGUGGGUACCUGCCGUUGGGUACGGUUGAGAGAGGCUGGCGGAUCGCUUGCGGGUCCUGCAGCUGCUGCUGCCUUUGCUGAGCCGUCUGCGGGUAGAGGACUUACAGGAUCCCGGGCUGUUCUUUGGCAUCUCGUAGACGUAUUUAUUUUGCUUUUCGUCUUAGUCUUUCUCAGUGGUUUUAAUCUUAGCUCAGAGUAGGGGAUAUUUAACCUUGCUCAUUGAAUGCAGAACUUGAAUUUUUUUAAUUUUAAUUUUCUUUUUUCAACUCCCUACCAUUCCCCAGUAGAACAGGCGACAGAACCGGAGAGGUUCGUUUACCAGACUUGGACUCCUUGCCAAAUUGCAUUUGUAGCUCUACUGGAAAUUCAAAGAAAAAGAAAUGGUUAGGAUUUCCCCCGAUCGCUCCAAUCUAGCAUGGGAAAUGUGAUUUCUUUUGUGUAUGUCAUUCCCUUUUAAAACAUUAGAAAUGCUUUUUUUUUUUUCCCCUGCAGUUUUUUGUACAUCUAGCUUAGCCUGUAACCCAGAUGUCUAGCAGCUGGGUUUUUAUUUGACGGAUGCUUUUUUAGCUUAAGAGUUUUCCAAACUCAAUUAAGGAACUUGAGGGACUCAAUACUCAGGAACCCUAAAGCUGGUUGCAUUUGUGUCAUUUAUUCUUCUGGGCUGAACACGCGGCUGUUCUCGCAGCAGGGUGACUGUGUGGGAGGAGGGGCGGUUUGAUCAGGUAAGGGGAUGUGGUUCUGCCCUAAGUAAUACACACUUGAUUCAUUAUUUUGAUUUUUUUUUAAAUAUCGGGGGACUGUUUCUCAAGAAAAUUGAUGUGUAAAAAAUUUGAUAUUUAAAAAAAUAAACA
Alligator sinensis (Chinese alligator) is the source of this 11318-nucleotide messenger RNA. RefSeq names its product regulatory solute carrier protein family 1 member 1. The coding region runs from base 1992 to 4871 and encodes 959 amino acids. Lineage: Eukaryota; Metazoa; Chordata; Crocodylia; Alligatoridae. The record is from RefSeq and is a predicted model, not a curated record. The transcript has 10 exons. Gene Ontology annotation, biological process: proteolysis. Gene Ontology annotation, molecular function: aspartic-type endopeptidase activity.